AUGCAGGAUUUGUUUGAAGACCUCCGGUCGCUGGCGCGGCGCGGCUCGCCGCAGGUCGCCGCGCAGAUGCAUGCGUGGCCGCUGCAGAAGAAGUUCUUGACGCGCCGUGGCCUCGCGCUUGCCGUGGCGGACGCGGAGGACGAGUCCGACGACGACGCAGUGAGCGCCGCGGAGGCGGAGCCGCAGUUUAUGGCGGACUACUUUGAGAAAAUUCACGUCCUCAAGAAGGCGCUGCAGGAGAUCUCGAAGAACCUCGAAAAAAUGAAGACCCUCAAGGACGAGGUCAUCGUCGCCAGCAACCCCGACGAAGAGCGAGACGCCUCGCAUCUGCUCAACAAGCUGCUGGACGCCACGAUGGCAAUCAUAAAAAAGACAAAGCACGCGCUGCAGGUGAUCAAGGACGAAAACACGCUCUUCAACCGGACCUACCCCGAGAAAAUCAGCGAAGGCAGAAUUCGCGUGAAUAUGCACCAAAUCGUCGCGCGCCACCUCCAGCAGAUCACUGUCGAGUGUCAACAAGCCGAAACCGAGUAUAAGGCGGUCAUUAAAAAACGCAUCUGCCGACAAGUCAAAAUCGUGUAUCCCGAGGCGUCUGCGGACGAGGUUGAGCAGCUCGUGGAGUCCGGAGAUCUCUCAGCUGCGACGGCCGUGAAGAUGCGCAUCACCGGGACGCAUCAGUCGCUCCGCAACGCAGUCGCCGAUCUCCAGGAUAAAUACCGGGAUAUUCUUCGUCUCGAGCAAAGCGUCGCGGAGCUGCAUCAGAUGUUCGUUGAGUUAGCGUUUCUGGUUGAGCAGCAAGGCGAGUUGUUAGACCAGAUUCAGUAUAAUGUGACGCAGGCGAAGGACUACACUGCCCAGGCGGAGCAGGACUUACUUCAGGCAAGGAAAAACCAGAAAUCAGCCAAACAGCGCAUGUGCUGGCUGAGCGUGUGCAUCCUCGUUCUCAUUAUCAUUGUACUCGUUCCAGUCGUUCUGACCCUGGUCAAGUGA
This is a messenger RNA of Besnoitia besnoiti, 990 nucleotides long. Its product is annotated as syntaxin protein. Lineage: Eukaryota; Apicomplexa; Conoidasida; Eucoccidiorida; Sarcocystidae. The coding region runs from base 1 to 990 and encodes 329 amino acids. Gene Ontology annotation, cellular component: endomembrane system; plasma membrane; SNARE complex. Gene Ontology annotation, biological process: vesicle fusion; intracellular protein transport; exocytosis. The transcript has 7 exons. Gene Ontology annotation, molecular function: SNARE binding; SNAP receptor activity. The record is from RefSeq and is a predicted model, not a curated record.